Schizosaccharomyces japonicus yFS275 is the source of this 3026-nucleotide messenger RNA. RefSeq names its product replication fork protection complex subunit Swi3. Bases 568 to 1140 code for a protein of 190 amino acids. The record is from RefSeq and is a predicted model, not a curated record. Gene Ontology annotation, biological process: mating-type locus imprinting; gene conversion at mating-type locus; replication fork arrest. Gene Ontology annotation, cellular component: replication fork protection complex; nucleus; chromatin. The transcript has 2 exons. Gene Ontology annotation, molecular function: DNA binding; Y-form DNA binding; double-stranded DNA binding. NCBI's taxonomy places the organism in Eukaryota, Fungi, Ascomycota, Schizosaccharomycetes, Schizosaccharomycetales, Schizosaccharomycetaceae.
CUGAAAACACCCGUACUGCCUGAGAAAAAUAAACGCGGUAAACGUGGAUGAGGGAGAAGGAGUAGAUAGCAAUGAUGGAGAUAAGGAGGAUUGAACACGAACGUUCUGAAGUGUUGCAAGAGACGGAUGAAGAAGCAAAUUGUUGGAAAAAAAAAAAAAAUAUGAUUGAACACGUUUUGCCUGUACGAUAGACGAAAACGGACUUGAGCAUUCGAAAAAGGAGAGCUAAAAACGCGUAAUACAAUAGUCGGAAACGCGAAUUUUGUUCAUGGAAAUGUAGUUUCGUCAGUUCGUCGGGUUUUCAUCUCGUCUUGCUGACCAUUUUUGACAUUGAAAGUCUGUGAACGUCUUAAAACGCGUGUGAUAGACAUUUUCCAUGCAUCAAACAAGUAAAUCGUCUAUCGUUGUCUUAAUUCCUGCUGUUUCUAGUCAUUUGCUGCAUUUUUGUUGUUAGCUGUCAAAACUUGCUUUAAGACGCGUCGCGUCGCAAACAAACCUUAACUAUGUUUCGCCAACACAACACAACUUGCCCUUUCCCAAACUCUUUGUAGCUGAAAAUACGGUUCUAUGUCCGAAAAACAGGCAAAAGAACCUUAUGGAGGAUCUGCUCUUAGUGAAUUGACGAACAUUCCCGACGUUCCUUCAACAGAUGGAAAAAAACCCGAAGAGGAAAAGUUUGACUUAGGUUUAGAUGAAGAAGUCGUCAUUAAGAAGGAACGAAAACCGAGAAUUAAGCUCGAUGAAGACUAUCUGCUGUCCGAAAACGGUAUACCGCGGCUACGUAAAACUGCUCCUUCACUACGUUUCAAGGGAAAGAAUCAUGAAGCACAGGACAUGAAACGGUUGUUGGCUUUCUACCAAUUGUGGGCACACGAGAUGUUUCCAAAAGCAAAGUUUGACGACACAAUCAUCGGCCUGCAGUCUCUUGGUAAACGGCGUAUGAUGAAGAUUCAUCGUCGGCACUGGAUCGAAGAGUACUCGAAUCCUCACAGAGACGAAGACCUCUUUGCUGAUUUAUUGGAAGAUGAAGCGCAACACAAAUCAAAGGAUGCUACUGGAUCCAAACAAUCUGAGUACGUACAAACGGCGGAUGAUGAAAACUUCGUUGUACGUGACCCGGAUGACGAAUUGAUGGGAUAGGAACAGGGAAAGAUGUUCAGUUUUGAUGCCCUUACUUAAUUCGGAUUCGAACACGUCUAAAAGAUUUUUGCCCCAAGCCCAAUUGCUCCUUUUCCUCCCUCCAGACCCUACACCUUUCUUUUUAUCAUACUCUUUCAUUUACUAUUCUUCGGGCGUAUCGUGCUCGCUCGUUAUGAUUACUCGUUGCUUGGAUGAACAAUCGUCUUCCAGUCAACAAAUUGACCGGAGAGUUUGGUGGUGGGCUGCAGAGAAAGAAUGGUAAGAGCUUUGCCAAUGUCUUCGGGGUUCACGAGCUUACCGGUGGCCUUGAGAUUUUUGAAAAAGUCGUGCAUGUCGCCCAUAGCAUUCUUGUUCCGCUCCUCACGAAUUAAAUCUUGCAUGCUAGUAUCUACGGCACCAGGUCGAAGAGCCACACUCAUCACAUCCGGUUCCUCACUGCCAAGGUUUUGAACCAACAUAUUGAUGGCAGCCUUUGAACAGCAGUAAGCAGCCCAAGCAGGGAGAAUGUGAACAGCGGCUCCGGAAGAGACAAUGACUAUACUUCCCUUUUGCUUACGAACAUAAGGAAGUGCUUCCUUCACCAUUUCCACAACGCUAAAAAAGUUAACGUCAAACAAUUUACGCCAUUCUUGCAUGUCAGCUUCGGCAAUAUUCGCAAUGGGUUCGACGACACCAGCAUUCAGGAUCACAGAAUCAAGACGGCCAAAGCGAUCCAGUGCACGUUGAACGGCUUCCUUUGCACAGGUACAGACGUCGCCUUGGACAUGCUCCAUUUUGUCGCUAUUUGCCUUUAAAAGGUCUUCAAGCUCGUGAGUCAUGGUUCUGCUCACAGUGACAACGCGAGCCUGCUUUACCAAAGCGGCAGCAGCACACAGGCCAAUACCUCUCGAGGCACCGGUAAGCAAAACAACUUUUUGAUCAGACAUGUUUCUGGGGACAGGAAAAUCGAACGUCAAGUUCUAAGCGUAGGAAAGGAAGUUUCGGAUGGCUGAACAAAGUCGGAGUGACGACGCGCUAUACCAUAGUUCGGGCGAUACGACGUGUUCUUGCCAGAAAAAGCCGCGAAUAGGCAGAUGGUCUAGCGGUCCUGAAAAUCUUCAAUCAGCUUGUUUUUCCAGUUGUUUUCGUAACAGACCAGCUCACAAUUGGUCAUCUGUUGCAUGUUCUUGGAUCUUCGUCUUUUCCUGUUUCUUUCGGCUCAUCAAAGUAAGCUCCACACGUGCAUGGAUUUUUGACGAAUCAUAAAAAUUUGCGACUUCACCUUAUAUUUUGGUGACAUCAUGAAGUUCAUUUCUUGUUUCGCGUACAGACUGCAAUUGACGGAGGAAAAUCGCUUGAAAGAUCGGUCGAGGGACGAAUAUUCAGUUUAUAUGAUCCGUCUACCUGUUUCUCCGCUUGAACGAGAUUUUUGGAAAGAAACUCUGCAAUUUGGUUACCCCAGUCAACCUUCACUUGCAACUCCUCCGGAGGGAGGUUUCUGUUUUGUAUAAACUCCUGACGGAUUCUUUGACGUGCUGCCUCAAGCAUCGCCUUGUCUCCUAUAUAAACAGCUGUUAAUUUUGGCGCCAAUAAAGAUGACCAUCUUACGAACUUUGGAAUACUGCUGUGGUCGAGCGGAACAACUUUCGGUAACAAGCCCUGGCUGCUGCGCGUUCCAUCUCGUGUUCAACGAAGAAUGUUACUGUUUAUUAACACUGGGUACACUCCUGGUUUGUCGUAAGAAGCCAGCCUGUUUACCUCUACGACAUCAAUGGUUAUGAUAUCAAUUAAUAAAGUUAAAUUAGGUUAUCUUAGCGAACGUCAUUUGCUAGAGAAAUGACAAAUUACAAUUAAUAGAAAACAAGCAAAUACAACAAGAAAAGAGCUGUGAAUAGGUAUUCUCAAAU